UCCUUCCUUCCUUCAGAUGCUCAGGGAUGAGGGGCUGCCGAGGGAGGAGGAGGAGGGGGUCCUCUGCACCGCCUGCCUUCGCCACCAGCUUUUGUUCCCCCUUUGCGGCAGAGAAGAGAGGCGUCCAGCUCUGUGGCCAAAGACCCUCGCAUUCCCAUUCCAGCCAGGUGUGAAAUCCAUCCAUUUUUUUUUUUACCUUGGAUGGAGAAGGUGAGCCGCCUCUGCUGGCUUCUGGGGUGUGUUGUUCGUGCCUCUCGCUUGGCUUCUCUUGCAAGAGCUGUUGGCCCAAAAUUUUUUCUCAGAAUGACGCUGGGAACAGAGAUCACUACAUUUAUCAAAGCUGCUUCCUGUAGCGCAGCAGACCGAAACUUUCUGAAAUGGGAUUUGCAACCAGAACAAAUUAGAACAAGGACUGAGGAACUCAUCAGAAAAACAAAGCAAGUCUACAACUGUGUUGGGAUGCUUGAUUUGGAUAAGAUUACAUAUGAAAACACUUUACAGGCUCUGGCAGAUAUAGAAGUUGAGUAUUCAGUGGAAAGAAGUUUGUUGGACUUUCCGCAGCACGUCUCACCUGAUAAAGAUGUGAGGGCAGCAAGCACAGAAGCUGAUAAAAGACUGUCUCAUUUUGAUGAUGAGAUGAGCAUGAGAGGGGAUGUGUUCCAGAGAGUUGUCCAUUUACAGCAAACAUGUGACCUUAAGGCGUUACAGCCUGAAGCCAGAAGAUACUUAGAGAAGUCAAUAAAAAUGGGAGAGAGGAACGGGCUCCACCUUCCUAGUGAAGUACAAAAUGAAAUCUUGGCAAUAAAGCAGAAACUGAGUGAAUUAUGCAUAGACUUCAGCAAAAAUCUAAAUGAAGACAACACUUUUAUGAUAUUUUCUCAAGAUGAACUGCGUGGCCUUCCUGAUGAUUUUAUCAGUAGUUUAGAGAAGGUUGAAACAGACAAAUACAAAGUUACUCUAAAAUAUCCCCACUAUUUUCCUGUUCUGAAGAAAUGCAGUGUUCCUGACACCAGGCGGAAAUUGGAAGCUUCUUUUAACACCAGGUGCAAAGAGGAAAAUUCUAACAUUCUUCAGCAGCUGCUCCCUUUGAGGGCAAAACUAGCCGAGCUUCUGGGAUACGACACACACGCCAACUUUGUUCUUGAGCUAAACACUGCAAACAUCACAGACAAUGUUACAGUGUUUUUAGAUGAUCUAAGUAAUAAGCUAAAGCUCUUGGGUGAGGAAGAGAGAGCAUUUAUUCUAAGUCUGAAGAAAAACGAAUGUGAAGAAAGAGGGUUUGAAUAUGAUGAGAAAAUUAAUGCUUGGGAUCUAUAUUAUUACAUGAAUCUGACUGAGGAGCUCAAGUAUUCUGUAGAUCAAGAAAAGCUGAAGGAGUACUUUCCCAUUGAAGCAGUCACAGAAGGGUUACUGAAUAUUUACCAGCAGCUGUUAGGACUUGUAUUUGAACAAGUGGAUGAUGCUUAUGUUUGGCACGAGAGUGUUACUCUGUACACAGUAAAGGAUAGUUCAACAGGAGAAGUUUUAGGGCAGUUCUACUUGGAUUUAUACCCAAGAGAAGGGAAGUAUGGGCAUGCCGCAUGUUUUGGCCUCCAACCCGGUUGCCUUCUUUCCAAUGGCAGCAGAAUGAUGUCCGUGGCAGCGCUGGUGACCAACUUCACAAAGCCAACCCUGGAUCGCCCAUCACUGUUGCGACAUGAUGAGGUGAAAACAUACUUCCAUGAGUUUGGGCAUGUGAUGCACCAGAUAUGUGCACAGACUGAUUUUGCCAGGUUUAGUGGAACUAAUGUGGAAACAGACUUUGUAGAGGUACCUUCACAAAUGUUUGAGAACUGGGUCUGGGAGAAGGAACCUUUGCAAGAAAUGUCAAGACAUUAUGAAGAUGGGAGCCAGAUACCAGAUGAUCUCCUGGAAAAGCUUGUUGCUUCCAGGCUAGCCAAUACAGGUCUUCUGACACUUCAUCAAAUUGUUUUGAGCAAAGUUGACCAGGCUGUUCAUACUAAAUCUUCUGCUGAUCCUGCUGAGGAAUAUGCCAAGUACUGUGAUGAAAUUCUGAGGAUCCCAGCUACUCCAGGUACAAAUAUGACAGCUUCUUUUGACCACUUGGCAAGUGGGUAUGAUGGCCAGUACUAUGGGUACCUAUGGAGUGAAGUUUUCUCUCUGGAUAUUUUUUACAACUGUUUUAAACAGGAAGGCAUAAUGAAUCCAAAGGCUGGAAUGAAAUACAGAAAUCUUAUCCUGAAGCCUGGAGGUUCACUAGAUGGGAUGGAUAUGCUCCAAAACUUUUUAGGUCGCAAGCCAAACCAAAAAGCUUUUUUAUUGAGUAAAGGGCUAUGUACUUAAUAAAAACUAUGGGUUCUUUGUGAUCAAAUGUCAUCUGGGGAAUUGGUCUUGGAAUGCCUGUUGAAUUUCAUGUCUGGAUAAGUAAAGCACAUUAAUGUUCACCAGGAAAAAAAAUAAUCUGCUUUUCUAAUCUUUUUAUUACUGUUUUUCAAAAUCCAUAAUGAUCAGUGUCACCUUGAAAUCCACACUAAAUCACUGUACUGUAAGCUUUUUCUUUUUACUAGUAAAUUAUUUGUGGAUUGUGGUGAAGUCAUAAAAGAAGAAAUGUUGUAAUUUUCGAAAUUAAGUCAAUGUGUUGAAUAAAUGUAACAUGACAUUGAA
Molecule: messenger RNA, 2664 nt
Organism: Anolis sagrei ordinatus
Lineage: Eukaryota; Metazoa; Chordata; Lepidosauria; Squamata; Anolidae
Gene: NLN
Product: neurolysin
Biological process (GO): peptide metabolic process; proteolysis
Cellular component (GO): mitochondrial intermembrane space
Molecular function (GO): metalloendopeptidase activity
Source: RefSeq, a predicted model, not a curated record